CACUUGGUAGAUCACCUUGUAAACAUCAAGCGGUAGUUGCUAUUAAAUAUCAUUCAGGAACAAUCGCAGAAGAUCCAACAUUUUAUGCAUCUUUGCGUGCACUAAUUGUAUCAGGAUUCAGUCAUAAUAAUGAAAUAAACCAUCAAAAUAUGAACACACUUAAUGUAGAUAAGCAAAAUACUGAAGUAAUCAUUGAAAGCUCCCAAAACAG
This is a messenger RNA of Racocetra persica, 211 nucleotides long. The record is from the annotation of a GenBank genome assembly. NCBI's taxonomy places the organism in Eukaryota, Fungi, Glomeromycota, Glomeromycetes, Diversisporales, Gigasporaceae.